Molecule: messenger RNA, 1656 nt
Organism: Wasmannia auropunctata (little fire ant)
Lineage: Eukaryota; Metazoa; Arthropoda; Insecta; Hymenoptera; Formicidae
Exons: 9
Coding region: 1-1656 (551 amino acids)
Cellular component (GO): membrane
Molecular function (GO): ligand-gated monoatomic ion channel activity
Source: RefSeq, a predicted model, not a curated record
AUGAAGUAUACGAUAGCGCAAUCGAUCGUGAUGCUUUUCCUUAUGUUGGACACCAAACCGCUGACAGAGGGAAUAGAGAUUAAUAAUUAUUUCCGACUGAUCAAUGACGUCCACAGAUAUUAUCGCACCUCAUGCGUUAUUUUCGUGCGAUCUGACAGUUGCGAUUUUAAUACGACGACGUUGGUGCACAUGUGGUCGCGUGAAUUCUCACGGCAGCGAGUCAUGACCAUGACAACAACUUUCUCGGAUCUGACGAGCAAGUACAAUGAGUACCAGGAAAAUGUCACUCGGCCGUUGUUCGUUGUUCUCCUUGACACUGAGGACAGUAUGAACAAGUUCGCCAAGACCACGAGGAGUAUAAAACCCAUCUCCUUCCCCGUCUGGUUCGUCAAGUUCCUUCAACGUCCUGGGAAUCCCCUCGAGAAGUACUGUCUGCACCCUACCGAUAACGUAUUCAAUGUUGACAUUCACACCAAUAUGCUGGUCCUGUGCUACAAUCGUCCGAUCCUGGUUGAGUGGUACGCCGUACGCGAAAAUCGCACCAGGACGUUCGAUCUGGCCACGUGGUCCCCUGAUGGAGAUCUGAUCUUGAAAACGCGAAAGAGCCUUUAUGCUAGAAGGAGCGAUAUGUUUGGCGAAGUUUUACGCGUAGCGUCCGUGGAAAAUGAUGAGUUCGGCGAGUUUUUGAGUCUGGUGCUGCUAGAGCUCAGUAAAGUGAUGAAUUUCACGGUAAAGAUUUUGCAUCCAGCGGAGGUAUACGGUAGCUGGAGCGAGCAGCAGAAGAUUUGGACAGGUGCGGCAUUCAGCUUAGACACUUGGAUAGCAUUAUUAAUGAUAAUAAUAAUCGCUUCUUUUCUGUUGACUACUAUGAAAAUAGAAAACGGAUUCUCGAUGGACUUAAUGUCUGAAAACUAUAUUAAAAUUUGGGGAAUUUAUUGCCAACAAGGUCUGCCAGGAUUUCCUAGAGAGUCAUCGGUAAGGUUGGCUUUCUUCUCGAUUUACAUCUCGGCAAUAAUAAUUCUGGCCAGUUAUUCUGCCUCGUUGAUCAGCUUCCUGGCGCUCAAUACCCCCCAACUAUCUUUUUCUACUCUAGAGGGUUAUGUUAAGGACGGCACUUACAAAUUAAUUGUUUUGGAAGACAGCGCCGAGUACGAAGUUCUUAGUAGUACCAAAGACCCAGUGUAUUUAAAAAUGUACCAAUUGUUGGAGAAGAAAAAGUAUUUACCGGCCACACAGAUGGAAGGUUUCGAGAAAAUCUGCCAGGGGAAGAAGAACUUGGCAUUUUAUACGACGGAGGUGGCCAAAGAAACUAAUAUAUCUAUACAGUGUAAAGUCGUAUACAUUGUUACCGGGAGAAUCGAUAAUCUGGGGCUAACGCUAACAAAAGGAAGUUCUUUCACUGGUUUUAUAAAUUAUCACUUGCAGCGAUUUCAGCUUAAUGGCGUUAUGAACAAGUUGCGGAACAAGUAUCAUGCAAAAGAUCCCCCGAAUGCGAUGACUUCUGAAAUAAUUGAUUUAAACGAUAUAACGCCGAUUCUGACGAUAAUGAUUGGCGGUAUGAUCCUGGCCCUAUUUAUCCUGAUAAUCGAGAAAAUGUAUUCGUUACGCACUCAAAUAGUUUCAAAGAAUAACGUUUCUAAGACAGCCCAGUACUAA